This is a messenger RNA of Ochlerotatus camptorhynchus, 2914 nucleotides long. RefSeq names its product alpha-tubulin acetylase (gene Atat). Bases 573 to 2165 code for a protein of 530 amino acids. Gene Ontology annotation, cellular component: microtubule. The record is from RefSeq and is a predicted model, not a curated record. The transcript has 8 exons. Gene Ontology annotation, molecular function: tubulin N-acetyltransferase activity. Lineage: Eukaryota; Metazoa; Arthropoda; Insecta; Diptera; Culicidae. Gene Ontology annotation, biological process: alpha-tubulin acetylation.
GCCCCAUCAGUCUUGUGAGAAAUCGUGAACGGUUCAGUUUGGCCUCCAGUAGAGUUUCGGUAAACGCUUGCUUUGAUCGGUUCGGUCUGUGUGUUACCUUUUUUGCUGUGAGUGUGCAAUUCCAUCGGAUAUAGGUGCAAACAUCUGAUCAGGCGUCGCCAAUAGCAACUGCUUUAGUUUACGGGCUGCUCGUGACAUCGCUAAUUGAAUCAUCAUCUUCAUCGCCGCAAAGAAUAACAUCUUAUUUUGUACCCAGCCCAGGAUAUUGUGAUGAAUCGUGCUUAAUAAAUUUAUUAACUUGCGGUCAUUCCACACAAACCGUUCGGAAAACAGAUCAAAGGAAGCCACACGUGCGGCGGUGCUUAGUGUUUUGAGUGUUUGGCAUUUGAAAUGCAUGCCUGUCAAUUUCCGUAAGGUGAAGAAACAACGGCGGGAGGAAAUUUCCAGUGCAAUUUACGUUCAACGAUUUCUCCGGGUUUGAAUUUCGGUGCUGUGCAAAGAAGGGAAUAGUUUCGUCCCGAUCGAUUUUAAUUACAAAAGUGUUUGGAAGUUACCGAAUAUAGCAACACAAGAUGGAGUUUCGUUUCAACUGUCAUCCCCUGUUUCGGCAGCGCAUCGUGCGGAUUGACAACUCACUCCUGCCGACUGGAUUCGUGGCGCAGCACAGGCGAGAAGCUCUCGAUGCCACAGCACAAAUCUCCGAAAUCAUCAACUUUGUCGGCCAGUUGUCUGCACAAGCACAGGGACUAUCGAAUCCAGUGACCAACUCACAGAAGCUUCGCAAUUCCGACCACCACAUCUAUCUGAUGUUUGAAUCGAAUCAGAAACAUGGACUGGUCGUCGGUAUUUUGAAAGUCGGUCGCAAAUCCUUGUACGUGUUUGACCAGAACGGCGAGACGAUUAACGUGACGGCGCCGUGCGUACUGGACUUUUACGUGCAUGAAUCGCGACAACGUGGCGGACUGGGCCGGGAGCUUUUUGAACAUAUGCUCAGCGAGGAACACAUCCAUCCGGAGGAGAUGGCCAUCGACCGGCCGUCGGAGAAGCUGCUCGGAUUCCUGCAGAAGCAUUAUGGACUCUACAAGAAGAUACCACAAAUGAACAAUUUCGUCGUAUACGAGGGUUUCUUCACCAACAAGGAGCAUGCUUCGGACAUCGACGGUCGCCGUAUGCACAUCACUGCUAGUCCUAACACGAACCUCUUCGGGCCCACAUUCACCAGCGUCGGGGACCAGAGGAGGUCCAGUUCGCAAACGCGUCAACCGAUCGUAUCCCCGCCAGUCGUUCAGCAACCCCCGGUGGGUCGCUAUGCGGCAAAACGACCGUCCUGCAGUAUGGCACAGAUAAUUCACAACAGUCCCACGGCAGUAUCAACCGAGCCCGAUAGCACUUCCUCUUCCACUAACAACCAUCAUGCGCCUCCAGCUACUUCCGCCUUUACUGCUAACAAUAAUGAGUACGAAAAUCAUCAUCAUGACCAUGAUCAUCAUCAUAAUCAUCCUGAUUCGAACGAGUAUGACCAGCAGCAGCAUGAUUCAGAUGCGGAAGCACAACCCAGCAAUGACGGUGUUGCUGAGGAGGUCCUAUCGGCUAAUUUGAAAAAUUUGUCCAUGUCGGAGCCAGCCGACUACAUUGACCAUCAGGCCAAUAAUCAUCAUCAACACCACCACAAAUCGGGUCAAGAAGUGAAAUUUGCCGAUGAAUAUGCUGACAUUCCAGAUUCCGCUGAUCCGGAUCCGUACAGCUUCCAUCCGCAUCAUCUCGAACUAACGCCACAGCAACAGAUUCCGCACCAGGAUCAGCAGAUGAUGAUGACUAAUCGUGAAAAUUCUGCUUCUCCCCAAUCGAUCAGCCAGCAACAGACGCCGGAACAUCCGGGUCUGAAGAAACCCAUGCGCUACACAAAGCAACACACCGGAUUGAAGAACAUGUCUUCGGGAGUGGGAGCAGCUGUGACUCCAUCCGGAAAAAUGGAAUUCGACCAGGAAGAGAACGAAGGAUUCGGCUCGGUGAAGAUCAAUCGACCGAUCGGGAAGUCAAGUACGCGGAACAGUCUUUCCGGGGACAACGAUAAUGAAUCCGUCCACUCGAAGGGUUCCGACAGUAGCCAUCUGACCGACCAUGGACAUUUCGAUCUCAAAUUCUACCACAAUAAGUUGUGGUAAAAAAAAAACAUUCCAAACCUCUUUUCAACAAAGAGCUAUCACUCUUUUGAUCCUGUAGACCAGAAAUGUAAAAUAUCACAUUGAUCUCAUAUGAAACUGAAGAUUUAAGAAUCGCAUUUCACUUAACUAACGGAGGUUGCAUGAUUUCGUAGUCGGAGUAGCUUAUCUCGCAUUUGAACAGAAAACCACAGAACGAUAUUUAUUGUUGUGUAGAUGUCAGAGCUUGUUGUAUCUAGUAGCAAUGUUUAGUUAUUGCCAAGUAAGUAAAAAUCGUUGCAAAAAAAAAAAAUGUUAAUUACUUCCGUUUGGACCUUGUUUCGUUACCAGCGAUUGAAUUUUGAAUUUUGUUUUGUUGAUUUUUGAAACGAUACCCUAUCAACUCAAUAGUCAACUGUAAUUCGUUGCAGAAAUAUUCAGGAAGACUUCCUGAAAGAUUACAUCAUCCAUUAGGAGGAUUGUUGCUCCAUACUACUAUUACUACUACUACUACUACUACUACAUCCACUACUUCUAAUUCUCGAUGAUCCUGAUGAUUCCAACAUAAGAACGAAAACCAAAUAAAUGUGCAAUUUAAAAUUAAAAUUUCGAUAUUGUAGGGCUUUAGAGAACAAAGAAAACAAAUACAACACGUGCAAAUUUAGUAUUAGAUAAAAAAAGAUAAAGGGAGGAACGCUAAAUGAUCUGAAAUGGGUUUACCUAUCUAUGAGCUAUUAAUAAAAACAACCUCUAGCAACUAUGAAACUUCAGUC